This is a messenger RNA of Leptopilina boulardi, 601 nucleotides long. RefSeq names its product piercer of microtubule wall 1 protein. The record is from RefSeq and is a predicted model, not a curated record. Gene Ontology annotation, cellular component: axonemal microtubule. The transcript has 2 exons. The coding region runs from base 146 to 496 and encodes 116 amino acids. Lineage: Eukaryota; Metazoa; Arthropoda; Insecta; Hymenoptera; Figitidae. Gene Ontology annotation, biological process: axoneme assembly.
UUCUACGAUAGGCUUUUCCAUUUAAGGCACAAAGGAUUUUUAUUUCCUAACCGUAUUUUAUAAAAAAAAAAUAUUUGAAAAUUGGCAAAAAAAAAAAAAUUGUAAUUUUUAGUAAAAAUUUUUACAAGAAAACAAAAAAGAGAAAAUGAGUGAAAUCAUUAAAAAUCUAUGUUCUCAUGACGAGGCACAAAAUUACGAGUUACACGAGAAAACAUGGCCACCUGGUCCUUGUACAAGUGACAUUUAUCGAACUUCCGGUCUACCUUUGAGAUUCCUCUAUCCAAAAGUGUUUGAAGGAUAUCGACAAAACGAUAAUUCUCUCCCACACCCUUGUUAUCGAAGCACUUCCAUGGAUUAUGGUUGGUACGCACCGACUGUCCACACAGUACCAGCAAAUUACUAUCCUCGCAACAAUUUCUUCAGUAACGAACUAAGUCGCGCAGGGAUGUACCGUAAUCGCUCCCUCAACACCGAACUGGACAAGACACUUUUCUAAAUGUAAACGUAACUUUUUACCACAUCAUUAAAUUAUCAAUUUUCAUUAUUUUUAAUGCAAACAGAGAGUGAAGGAAAAAAUAAUAAUAAAAAAAAACAAAUUUCA